GGCGACUAACCAACCACCCAUCACACCUCUCUUUGUUUUACGGGGUUUUCUCCAUCAAAGAGGGUUUCUUAAAUUUGCCCUUUACUCAACCUUUCCUACGCCUUUCUUCGCUUAUCUGCCUUCCCCCAGAGCCAAGACAACCCAUUCAAGAUGGUGUCCGCAUCCAAGGAGAAGAGACUGGCCAAGAAGGCCGCUGAUGGCAAAGACAAGAAGACGGUCGCCUCCCGAUCAAAGGCUGGCUCUAAGAAUGCUAGCAAGGCCGGCUCCGUCAACGGCGACGAGACACCGCCUCAGCUUGAUGCCUUUGGCAACCCCAUAGAGUCUGACGAACCCGCCACUUCAGCCGACAAGCUGGGCGAGGUCAAGCGCCUGACAGAGCAGAUGGACAAGCACGGCCUGUCUGACCGUGUCACUACCGGCGUCCUCUCCUCCGUCGUCUCCUCCCGCGACGUCAAGAUCUCCUCGUGCAGUCUCGUCUUCCACGGCCGCGUCCUUAUCACCGAUGGCACCCUCGAGCUCAACUUUGGCCGUCGUUACGGUCUGCUGGGCGAGAACGGCUGUGGAAAGAGUACCUUCCUCAAGGCCAUCGCCGCCCGCGAGUAUCCUAUUCCUCCCCACGUCGAUAUCUAUCUUCUCAAUGAGGGUGCCCCGCCAUCCGAACUGGGCGCCCUGGAAUGGGUCGUCAAGGAGGCGGAGAACGAGAUGGAGCGCCUCGACAAGCUGGCUGAAAAGCUGCUCGAGGACGAAGGCCCGGAGAGCCCCGUCCUGAUGGAUCUCUACGAUCAUAUGGACAAGAUGGACCCGUCGACCUUCGCUACCCGUGCCUCGCUCAUCCUGACCGGUCUUGGCUUCAAUAAGGUCACCAUCCACAAGAAGACCAAGGACAUGUCUGGUGGUUGGAGGAUGCGUGUUGCCCUGGCUAAGGCCCUCUUCGUUAAGCCCACCCUGCUAUUGCUCGACGACCCCACUGCCCAUCUGGACCUCGAAGCCUGCGUGUGGCUCGAGGAGUACCUCAAGAAGUGGGAGCGCACCCUGAUCCUCGUCUCCCACUCCAUGGAUUUCCUCAACGGUGUCUGCACCAAUAUGAUUGACAUGCGCGAGAAGAAGCUCCUCUACUACGGUGGCAACUACGACUCAUAUAACAAGACGCGCGAGGAGCAGGAGACCAACCAGAUGAAGGCUUACCAGAAGCAGCAAGACGAAAUCACCCACAUCAAGAAGUUCAUCGCCAGCGCCGGUACCUAUGCCAACCUGGUCCGGCAGGCCAAGUCCCGCCAGAAGAUCCUGGACAAGAUGGAGGCCGACGGCUUCAUCCAGCCCGUCAUCCCUGACCGGGUAUUCAGCUUCCGUUUUGCGGACGUCGAGAAGCUGCCGCCGCCCGUGCUAUCCUUCGACGACGUCACCUUCUCGUACUCGGGCAAGCCGGAGGACGACCUGUACCGCCACAUCGACCUCGGCUUCGAUAUGGACUCGCGGACGGCCCUGGUGGGACCCAACGGCGUGGGCAAGUCAACAUUGCUGCGCCUCAUGACGGGCAAGCUGUCGCCGACGGCGGGCAACGUCAGCCGGCACACUCACCUGAAGCUGGGCAUGUACUCGCAGCACUCUGCCGAGCAGCUGGAUCUCACCAAGUCGGCACUGGACUUUGUGCGCGAUAAGUACAAGGACCGCUCGCAGGACUACCAGUACUGGCGGCAGCAACUGGGCAAGUACGGUCUGUCGGGUGAAUCGCAGACAGCCCUCAUCGGCACGCUGUCCGAGGGCCAGAAGAGCCGUAUCGUGUUCGCGCUGCUGGCCAUCGAGAGCCCCAACAUGCUGCUGCUCGACGAGCCUACCAACGGCCUGGACAUCCCGACCAUCGACAGUCUGGCGGAUGCCAUCAACGCAUUCACAGGAGGUGUUAUUGUCGUCAGUCACGACUUCAGAUUGCUGGACAAGAUCGCCAAGCAGAUCCUGGUGUGUGAGAACAAGACGAUCAAGCCUUGGGAUGGCUCGAUCGGAGACUACAAGAACUACCUGCGCAAGAAGAUGCUUGCAGCCGGUGCGGUCUGAGGCGGGAUAGAGAGGAACACUAUGAGCCGUGGCGAGACGUGAGGGCUCUAGGAGGGGGAUGAGGCGCGCCCCUCCCUCCCCCCCCCCUGCAGAGCCUAAACCGCGGAGACACGGAAAGAAGGGGAAAAAAGAAAAGAGAUCGCCACCAGACAGGUGCAUAUUGGAAUCAUGGCCACCUAGAUAGAUUGCCAGGAGCAACAGGGCACCGCGGGACAUGGGUGAGGCGAGCGGGUCUAUGGGACGGGAGGUUGAGCAUGUCAAGACCAACACGGGACACUGCCAGAGAGAAAAUGAUAAAAGAGGGAGAGACAUCCCAAGGCAGAAUUCAGAAAGAAGCAGCCAUCACCAUGUCUAGCGGGAAGCGACUGUUGUUGGGCCACGGGCGUUGGCUGAAAUGUAUUUCUCGGUAUAGAAGUUUUGAAUGAGAUGCAAAAGCACUAGACUUGAUACU
This is a messenger RNA of Cryphonectria parasitica EP155, 2503 nucleotides long. RefSeq lists its product as uncharacterized. Gene Ontology annotation, molecular function: ATP hydrolysis activity; ATP binding. The record is from RefSeq and is a predicted model, not a curated record. The transcript has 3 exons. Lineage: Eukaryota; Fungi; Ascomycota; Sordariomycetes; Diaporthales; Cryphonectriaceae. Bases 151 to 2052 code for a protein of 633 amino acids.